This is a messenger RNA of Misgurnus anguillicaudatus (oriental weatherfish), 1939 nucleotides long. The record is from RefSeq and is a predicted model, not a curated record. NCBI's taxonomy places the organism in Eukaryota, Metazoa, Chordata, Actinopteri, Cypriniformes, Cobitidae.
CACAAAUUCAUAAACAGCAGAACUAGCAAGAGGGAUCAACAAUGUCAGAGGACAGGAUUUUACACAGAGCUGUGGAAUUAAGUGGAUUUGUCGGUGCUUUAACAAAGUCACAAAUGCAACAGUCUCUCUCUCUCUCUUUUUUUUCUCUCUCUGUUAUGCAAGUUUAGCUCAGUGGUUCUAUGGGUGGGGCAGAAAGAUGCUGCCGCUUUAUAAAUUUCAAAAUGCCCUGAGGAUGUUGACUGUCAAGCCUCAGUUGUUUAGCUGCUCCGAGAUUUCUGGACUUUCAUGAUGGAUAUAGGACAGCCAGGUCAACAUAUGCAGCAAAAUGGACUCAUGAUGAAGCAGCCAGACUGUGUGAAACCACCAGUAAACAUCGCAGAAGAAGAGGACAUGGAAAGUGAAGAUAUGGAGAAAGAGGCACCGGACAGGCGAUGCGCUUGGGAGGCCAGCAUCUUCUAUUCUCCUGGGAAUGAGACCUUCUCCUUCACCGGGCAGGAGAUCAGCAUCCGAGAAUCACUUGACUCUUUUGGUGCUGUCAUCUGGCCAGGCGCUGUGGCUCUUUGCCGGUACUUGGAGAAGAACAGAGAACAGCUUGACCUGAUGGAUAAGGCGGUACUUGAACUUGGAGCGGGAACAGGCUUGGUGUCCAUUGUGGCAACUUUACUGGGUGCUUGGGUCACGGCCACAGAUCUCCCCGAUGUCCUGAGCAACCUAAACUUCAAUCUUUCCCGUAACACACGGGGACGUUGCAGGUACACACCUCAGGUGUCACCACUGAAAUGGGGUCGGGACGUUUCACGUCAUUUUCCCAGCUCUGUCUACCAUUACGACUACGUGAUGUGUGCAGACGUGGUCUAUCAUCACGACUAUCUGGAAGAUCUACUUAUCACCUUGCAACACUUCUGCAAGCCUGGCACCACCCUGCUGUGGGCGAAUAAGGUACGAUUCCAGUCAGACCUGUGCUUCACUGAAAACUUCAAAAAUGCAUUUGACACCACAUUGCUGGAAGACAUCCCACAAGAGGAGGUCAGGAUCUACCAGGCCACAGCAAAGAAGUGAACAAAAUCAAGCGAGAAAGAGAGAACCUAAAACAGAGAGAAUUUAAAGGGACAGUUCACCCAAAAUGAACAUUCUAGGCAUUUCGUCACUCUCAUUUUGCUACAAACCUGUAUAAAUGUAUAUAAAUGCUUGGCUGAACACAAAGGAAGAUAUUUUGAGGAAUGUUUGUAACCAAACUAAUCAAAGGCUCCAUUGACUUCCAUAGUAGAAAAAACAGAAUACUAUGGAAGUCAACAGAGCCUCUGAUAUAUUCCUCAAAAUAUCGUUGUGUUCAUCAGAAAAAAAGAAAUGAAUACAGGUUUGUAACAACAUGAAAGUGAGUAAAUGCUAACAGAGUUUUCAUUUUUGGGUGAACUAUCCAUUUAAAAUCCCAUUUAAGAUCCUAGCAACACUGAAGUGACGAUGCUCCACCUGUGGGCUGGGAUGCAAAAUUACAAUCAAUGAAGACAACUGUUGAGCUUUAUCAUUUUUACUAAAGAAGAUACCAAAUGUACAAUAACCAUGAUUCCUAUGUAUUUUUAUGUUUGAUAACUUUAAAAAUCCAUGUAAUUUAAGUCUAUUUAUUUAUUAAACAUUACUUGCAUGUUUGAUUUUAAAUCUUAUGUAAGUAUCAUACAUACUUUCUUCUUUUUAUUAAAUAACUUCUUGCAACAUGGUUUAUGUAAGAUGCUCAAGAUACUUUUGAACCUAAACCACUGCAUUCAUUACAGAAAAUAAAACAAAUUCAAAUGAUAAAGAAAGCAACUGCAAAUAUUAUGUAUACAUUAGGCUAGUCUAAACAGCCAAAACAGACAAGCCCAUGGGAGAGGCCAUUCAGGAAGUAAGGCGGCUUGUUUACACGAUUUACAUUGGAAUAAUGCAGAAAUGAGAGCCGAAGUCC